AUGAAAUAAAAAGGAGAUUAAAUAAAAAACAUUUUGAAAAGUAUAGUUGGAAAAUCUAUUUUAAUUGCAAAUAUCUCAUAAGGGUUAUGGUGGAUAUUUUUAUCUCUUUAUAUGUUUGAUCAACCUAAUUAUGAAGCUCUCUCUUUAUAAAUAUCAUGCACAAUUUUGAGAAUUUUAUAGUAGAUAAUAAUUGAAUAACGAUUUGAAAAAUAAACGAUUUUACAUUUAGUCUCACUCUUUUAUUCUGUACUGUAUAUAGAAACUUUUUUAUUUUUAAAAUACAAUAAUCCAUUAGGCACAUAUGCAAAUUGUUUACUAUUUAUUAUAACUUAUAAACAAUAUUUGGCAAUAUCUGAUGAUAAAUCAAAAAGAAUAUGCAAAAUAGGAUUUCCAUGUUAUAUUAUAUUUAGAAAUAUCAUCUUAAUAUUUACUGAGUUUAAUUUUUAUCUAAUAGAAAGUCUAAUAAUAUGUUUGGUUAUUUUUCUUUCAUUAGCAUAUAAUGAUGAAUCAUUUAACUUUUCAUGUUUAUGUAGGAAAAAGUUUAAAAAUAUAUUAAUCGAAUAAUAAUAAAUUUAAAAAAUAGAAGAGCAUGAAUCACCUAAUCAUUUAUAAUUAAAUUAAUCCUUAAUUAAAUCUUUUAGUCGAAUGUCAAUAGGAUAAACACCACUUAAAAGUCAAAGUAUUUUUUUAAAGGAAAUGACAUAUGAAUCAAAGUUGAUUUAAUUAUCAAAUUUAGGAUAAACUUAAAAAUUAUAAAAAACCUAAUUUUUGGGUAAUAAAGGUUCAGAAAUAUAAUUCCAUUAAUUUUAUCAAAAUUUAAUAAAUUCUUUUCCUUAAGGAGUAUUAAUACUAAAUUAAAAUUAAUAAGUAAGUUAUUAUAAUAAUAAAUGUGAGAAAUUGCUAGAAUGUUCAGGAUCAGAAUAAAUAGUUGAUAAAAUAAGAUAAUGUUUAAAUAGUGCUAAAAUGCCUGAAAAUGAUAAUGAAAUUACAAAUCUUUUAAGAACACCAAGACAUAAUAAAUAAUUAAAUCAAUAUGCUUUAUUUAGAAUAGUGAAAGAAUUAUAAAAGGAAAGUUUAUAAAUUGAUAUUUUAGAUAUAAUUCUUUAACCUUAAAAAUACUUAUAAUUUUUAGAGUAGAGAUUAGAUUAAUUGGGUAGUUAAGAUGAUUCUAGAACAGAUCAAUUAACAUGUUAAUAAUAAAUGUUUAUCUAUGAAUGGUUAUUUGAAUCUAAUUAAAGUAGAAAAAUUAAAUAAAAGAAACUUAAAGUUAUUUUAAUUCCAACUUUUUUGACUGGAAACUAAUAAGAAUACAUAUCUAUGCCUUCUCACAACAAAUUUCCAAGUAAACUUAAUAUCUAACUUUAAAAUGACAUAGAAAUGCCUGUAUUAUUAAUAAUGAUUAAAAAUAUUACAAGUAAACAUUAAUUCAAAUAAAUGAAGAAUGAAUAAAUAAUACAUCAUAGUUUAAUAAAAUCUUUUUCACAUGAAUUACGAACUCCUUUAAAUAGUUGUUAACAAAUGUUAAGUUUAAUAAAAAGUUAAUCUGUUGAAAUGAAGAUUUAAAAUUACAUAGAUAUUGCACAAUGUUCAAUUUCUCUUUUAAUUCAUUAAAUUAAUGAUAUUUUAGAUUAUGCUGCAAUUCAAUCAUUUUAAUUUCAACAUCGUAUUACACCGUUUACUUUUGGAAAUAUUGCAUAAGAGUUAUAUAAUCUAUAUAAAAUACAAAUGAUUUAAAAACAUAUUGAUUUUACAAUUAAAAUCUAACCAAAUUUAAGUGAUGCUACAAUUUUUAAUGAUCAAUAAAGAAUAUUAUAAAUAUUGGUAAAUCUUUUGAAUAAUGCAAGUAAAUAUACAAAAGAGGGAGGUUAUGUAAAAUUAAGCAUAAAAUAGAAAAGCCUUUUUUAAAUAAAUAUUAAAGUUAAAGAUAAUGGUAUAGGAAUAGAAGAUGACAAAUUAACAUUAAUUUAAAAUAGUUUAAUUGGUAACGUUGAAUUAGGUGCUAGAUUAAAAACAUAAUAAGUUACCUAAAAGGCUGGAUUAGGAUUAAAUAUUGCUGCAAAAAUAGUAGAAGGAUUAACUGAAUCAAAAAAUAAUUAAUUGAUAAUAAGUUCAAUUUAAAAUAAAGGAACUAUCGUACAAUUUUAAAUUUAAAAUUUCUUGCAAACUUAAAAUGAUUAAUAAUAAUCCUCAAAUUUAUUAUCUCAAUUAACAGGUAGAUUUAAUUAAUCUGGAUUGUAAUAAACCUUAAGUGAAAGAAAAUUUGAUGAAAGAAUACCAAAAAAGUUAAGUAUUUCAAAUUCAAAGAUGGACUAUGAAAUGUAGCUUCCAGAUAAUUUCUUAUAAGAUUCAGAAUCAUCUUUAGAAACUCCUUAGUUAAAUGAUUCCAAUAAAUAAAAAUAAAUAGAAUUACCUAUCAGUCCAGAAUAUUUUUCACAUAAAAUAAUUGAAUCUUGUUAAACUAUUGUAAAUUAAGAAUUAUUUUCUUUUAAAAAGAACCUUCAUCUAUGUUAAGAUUGUAAAAGUGUAUUAAUUGUAGAUGAUAUUCCAUUUAAUUAGAUUACAUUGAAAUUAAUGCUAUAAAAUUAUUAAAUUGAUUCUGAUUAAGCAUUUGAUGGAUUUCAAGCUAUAGAAAAAGUUAAAUCAAAAAUGGUAGAACACUGUAGUGCAUAUAAAUUGAUUUUUAUGGAUAUUGAAAUGCCAGGUAUAAAUGGAUUCCAAACGAGUAAAAAAGUAUUGAAUUUUCUUAUCUUAGAUUUUAGAAAUCACAGGUAAAUAAACUUUCAUUGUAAUUUGUUCUGCCUACGAUACUCAAGAGAAUUUCAUUGAAGGAUAAAAGAUAGGAGUUAAUUCAUUCCUACCAAAGCCUGUUAAUUAAAAAGAAUUAGAGGUAAUUUUACGAAGGAUUUUCCCUUAGAAAAAAGGGUUGUGUUGA
Molecule: messenger RNA, 2932 nt
Organism: Paramecium sonneborni
Lineage: Eukaryota; Ciliophora; Oligohymenophorea; Peniculida; Parameciidae
Source: the annotation of a GenBank genome assembly